Molecule: messenger RNA, 510 nt
Organism: [Candida] anglica
Lineage: Eukaryota; Fungi; Ascomycota; Pichiomycetes; Serinales; Debaryomycetaceae
Source: the annotation of a GenBank genome assembly
AUGGCUCCAUAUAAUAGCCUUGCUAGCUGUGUAGAGUCAUUGAGUGCUUCAGUCAAUCUUUUAGAUGAAUCCUUUAAAACUCUUGACGAGGCAGCUCAUGAUCUUUCAAGAUUACAAAAAGUUCUUUCAAUUUCAAAAGUAUUUGGAUUAGUUCCUGAGCUGGAUCUCGAGAAUGCCAAACAAAAUGUUAGAAAAGAAGUUGAACCACAAAUAAGCAAUAUUAUAACCAAAGUACAAAAUGAAGUUAGUAAAUUGGAAAGGAAGAAAAUGAAUUUAGUGAGUAAAGUUGAUUUACAACAAGUCAGAUUAGAAACGUUCCAAGGAAGUUCGAGAGAUUCCAUAGGAAGAGGGGUGACCUUCAGAGGGAGAGUAGUUAAAGGUAGUGGAGAUGAACUGAAGGUUGCACGGUUGAAAUUAUUACAAAACAAAAAGGAAAGGCUUAAAUAUAGUCUUUCAAGACUAAAUUUACAACAAAGAUUAAGUAUGAUUCCUUCAUUACCUCCGCAAUAA